Fusarium vanettenii 77-13-4 is the source of this 888-nucleotide messenger RNA. RefSeq lists its product as uncharacterized. The transcript has 3 exons. The record is from RefSeq and is a predicted model, not a curated record. Lineage: Eukaryota; Fungi; Ascomycota; Sordariomycetes; Hypocreales; Nectriaceae. Bases 1 to 888 code for a protein of 295 amino acids.
AUGUCUCGGACCGCGCAAACGACCUGCUUCUCUGCAAACAGACUCAACAGCACUACCUUUGUCAUCUGUGAAGAUGACAAAUGGAGCGAGAAUCCACUCAUUUACGCGAAACUCUUUCCGAAUAGCUUGGUACUGAUCGACACUGGCUGUGGCGGCGCAGCCAAGGAUCCAACCGUUGAACUCAAAUCUCUGCGGACUUUCAUUGAGACUUACCCGGUGGCUGAUAACGAAGACGAGCCGCUGAAUAAGGAUGGCUCGAGGAACUAUGUCGUGAUUUGCACCCACUGCCAUUACGAUCACAUCGGCGGCAUCGAAGAAUUCACAGAUAGCGAGAGUGCGAUAUGGGCGAGCUCAUUUGACAAGGACUUCAUUCAAGGGGUAGACCGCCUUCCAGAAUCCUCUCUUUGUCGCUUCGUCGGUAUGGAGACACCAAACUACCAAGUCACAGAAUGGGCCAAUAAUGGUCAAAGCCUGGUAAAUAGUCAAGGUGAGGAUUUGGGGUUGAAGCUUUACCACACGCCUGGCCACACUCCGGACCAACUGGCCAUAUGGGACCACCAAGAGCGAUUCCUUUUUGUCGGUGACUCUAUCUAUGAGUGGGCGGCCAUCUUGUUUCCGCGGGAAGGAAACGUCACAACCUACAGUAAGACUAUCGGGAAAUUGAAGAAGUUGGUUCAAGGAUGGAAUCAAGAAGCCGGUGAGGAGUCUUGCUCGCUUGAAGACUUUCACGCUGAUAGAGGCUAUAAGGGCAUCAAUCGAGAAGAGCAGUCGGAAUUGUAUGAGGAUGGAAAUGGGCGCAUUUCUUUCUUUGGAAGUGCAACUGGCUUUACAGCCCUACGGAACAAUGCAGAAACAGUCGAAGAGAUGCGUAAGCGGUGCGAACUUUGA